Molecule: messenger RNA, 490 nt
Organism: Drosophila melanogaster (fruit fly)
Lineage: Eukaryota; Metazoa; Arthropoda; Insecta; Diptera; Drosophilidae
Exons: 1
Coding region: 8-415 (135 amino acids)
Source: RefSeq, marked reviewed
UUUAAAAAUGCAUUACUUGCAUAUCUUUGGGCUCUUGGUCUUUUUGGCCGCUUUUGGAUUAAGCCUUGAACGUCGUGAUAAGGAAUUCUACGGGAUAUCUAAGGAGCAGCUAACGACUACUAAACAUAAAGAGAAUUCUGUGGAAUUUGUACAACACAAGAUAUCCUUGAAGCUGCCGCAGAGAUACAACCGAUUCAAACGUCAGUCCUUUACGCCAUUUGAAAGGCGUGUGAUACGUUUACUACGUAAAUUGGGCUUAUUAAAAAGCGAUGCUGAACAACUGUUGGAUACUCUCGAAAAGGACAAGGAUCUAUUACGAAGAUUGAAGAAGUUACUCGACGAGGUCGACACCGAACAUGAGACCAAUGAUUUCCUUGAAGAUUUCUUCGAUUUAAUAUUUUUCAAAAAAAUAUAAGCAGCUUUCUUCCUGUUGUUAGGAAUGAUAUUGAUCGAUAACAAUAUUGCCGAUUAUACCGAUAAUUAAUGCCAU